Molecule: messenger RNA, 4136 nt
Organism: Hyaena hyaena (striped hyena)
Lineage: Eukaryota; Metazoa; Chordata; Mammalia; Carnivora; Hyaenidae
Gene: PRICKLE1
Product: prickle planar cell polarity protein 1
Exons: 8
Coding region: 226-2724 (832 amino acids)
Molecular function (GO): zinc ion binding
Source: RefSeq, a predicted model, not a curated record
GCGCCGCCUGACUUCCCCGAGGGGCCCCGCGGCCGCACGGCGACUCGCCGCGCUCUCUCCAUGGUCCGCCGGCUGCCCGCCCUCGCCCACCCCUGACGCCGCGGGCCGCAGCACCGCAGACCUGCGCGGCGCGGAGGACCGUCCAGCCGACUUCUCUCUGCCUCGCGCGGGCAGCCAUCGUUUGAUGUCCUGUGACUGAGAAGCCAGCCUUUUCACCUCAUUAUUAUGCCUUUGGAGAUGGAGCCCAAAAUGAGCAAGCUUGCCUUUGGGUGCCAGAGGAGCUCCACAUCAGACGACGACUCUGGCUGUGCCCUGGAGGAGUACGCCUGGGUGCCCCCGGGCCUGCGGCCGGAGCAGAUCCAGCUCUACUUUGCUUGCUUACCAGAGGAAAAAGUUCCUUAUGUUAACAGCCCUGGAGAGAAACAUCGUAUUAAACAGCUAUUGUACCAGUUGCCGCCACAUGAUAAUGAGGUACGGUAUUGCCAGUCUCUGAGUGAAGAGGAGAAGAAGGAGUUGCAGGUAUUCAGCGCUCAAAGGAAGAAAGAAGCACUGGGAAGAGGAACAAUUAAACUUUUGUCCAGAGCAGUGAUGCACGCCGUGUGCGAGCAGUGUGGGCUGAAGAUAAAUGGAGGUGAAAUUGCAGUGUUUGCCUCGCGUGCGGGCCCUGGAGUGUGCUGGCACCCUUCCUGUUUUGUCUGCUACACGUGUAACGAGCUGCUGGUCGACCUCAUCUAUUUUUAUCAGGAUGGAAAAAUUCACUGUGGCAGGCACCACGCUGAACUGCUCAAACCACGGUGUUCAGCAUGUGAUGAGAUCAUUUUUGCUGAUGAGUGCACAGAAGCCGAGGGCCGCCACUGGCACAUGAAGCACUUCUGCUGCCUGGAGUGUGAAACGGUCCUGGGGGGACAGAGAUACAUCAUGAAGGAUGGCCGCCCGUUCUGCUGCGGCUGUUUUGAGUCUCUGUAUGCGGAGUACUGUGAGACCUGUGGGGAGCACAUCGGUGUCGACCAUGCACAGAUGACCUACGAUGGGCAGCACUGGCAUGCUACAGAGGCCUGCUUUUCUUGUGCCCAGUGUAAGGCUUCUUUGUUGGGGUGUCCCUUCCUCCCCAAACAAGGUCAGAUUUAUUGCUCGAAAACAUGCAGCCUUGGUGAAGACGUCCAUGCCUCUGAUUCUUCUGACUCUGCAUUUCAGUCAGCUCGAUCAAGAGACUCUAGAAGAAGUGUCCGGAUGGGCAAAAGCAGUCGGUCAGCAGAUCAGUGCAGACAGUCUCUGCUCUUGUCCCCGGCUCUGAACUACAAGUUUCCCGGCCUAUCAGGCAACGCUGAAGACACCCUUUCUCGGAAGCUGGAGGAUCUGAGUCUCUCCAGGCAGGGAGCAGGUUUUGUCAAUGAAGAAUUUUGGAAAGGCAGAGCGGAGCACGAAACCCCAGAAGACCCUGAAGAAUGGGCCGAGCAUGAAGAUUAUAUGACGCAGCUCCUCCUCAAGUUUGGUGAUAAAAGCCUCUUUCAGCAGCCGCCCAAUGAGCUAGAUAUUCGAGCCGGUGAGCACUGGAUAUCUGAUAACAUGGUUAAAAAUAAGACCGAGUUAAAGCAAAAUAACCAGAGCCUUGCAAGUAAAAAAUACCAAUCUGAUAUGUACUGGGCACAGUCACAAGAUGGGCUGGGUGAUUCUGCUUAUGGCAGCCACCCAGGCCCUGCAAGCAGUAGGAGGCUCCAGGAAUUGGAUCUGGACCAAGGGGCUUCAGGAUAUAAUCAUGAUCAAACGCAGUGGUAUGAAGAUUCCCUGGAGUGUUUGUCAGACUUGAAACCAGAGCAAAGUGUUCGAGAUUCUAUGGAUUCUUUGGCUUUAUCUAAUAUCACAGGGGCUUCAGUGGAUGGAGAAAGCAAGCCGAGACCAUCAUUAUAUUCCCUGCAAAACUUUGAGGAAAUGGAGGCAGAAGAUUGUGAGAAAAUGAGCAAUAUGGGGACUUUGAACUCUUCCAUGCUGCACAGGAGCGCAGAGUCCUUGAAGAGUCUAAGUUCAGAGCUGUGUCCAGAAAAAAUCAUGCCUGAGGAGAAACCAGUACAUCUGCCAGUGCUGAGAAGAUCCAAGUCUCAAUCCAGACCUCAGCAGGUCAAGUUUUCGGAUGAUGUCAUUGACAACGGAAACUAUGACAACAUUGAAAUCCGGCAGCCUCCAAUGAGUGAAAGGACUCGAAGACGGGUCUACCAUUUUGAAGAGAGGGGAUCCCGGUCUCAUCACCAUCGCCGCAGGAGAAGUAGGAAGUCCCGCUCUGACAACGCCCUGAACCUUGUCACAGAAAGAAAAUACUCUCCCAAGGACAGACUGCGCCUUUACACCCCUGACAACUACGAGAAGUUUAUACAGAACAAGAGCGCCCGGGAAAUCCAGGCAUACAUCCAGAACGCCGAUCUGUACGGACAGUAUGCCCAUGCCACCUCCGAUUACGCACUGCAGAACCCAGGACUGCCUAGGUUUCUGGGACUCUACGGGGAGGACGAUGAUUCCUGGUGCUCCUCCACCACCUCCUCCUCCGACUCGGAAGAAGAAGGCUAUUUUCUGGGACAACCGAUUCCUCAACCCCGGCCACAGAGAUACGCCUACUAUACAGACGACCUUUCGAGCCCAACUUCUGCACUCCCCACUCCUCAGUUUGGUCAGAGAACAACUAAGUCCAAGAAGAAAAAGGGACACAAGGGCAAAAACUGUAUUAUUUCCUAACCUAGUAGCUGUGGGGGUCAUGUCUAAACUGCCAUUAACCAUCUCGAAUCCUAUCUAUCUUUUUUCUUCCAUAGGAAAGUUGCUAAAAUAGUUUAAAGUGCUUUGCCCAUGUAAAUGAGACCCCUGCUGCUGUUCACGGUGUCAGAUUAACAUUCGGAAGGUGCGAUUUCCCCAGUUUGCCCUCCGUGGCUGGUGCCGGGUUGAUGCCCCACCUUGUGCCUGUCAGGUGCAUUACGGUCCUGUGUAGCGGCUUUGGUCUCCAGUCCUCCAGAGAAUCCUCAAGAAAACUGUCAGGAGGUGAUUGGACGGGGGUGUUACUUUAGACAACGGAGAACUUCCGCCACCUUUGUAAAGUGAUAGUGUGUGUCGUCUGUCUACACCAGGUUGGCCCAGGUCCUGAUCAGUCUGUCCGUCUUGUGCGGCACGCACGUAGUCACGCUGAACCCAGCCAGUACUGUGCAUCCCAUCGUGUGAGGCCACCUCGUCCCCUUUCAGUUAGCCAGGUAAACACUGCAUUGUAUUAGCUCCAGAUUGACAAAGACAUUGCUAUUUAUAAUGUAGUAUUUCAUAGACUUAAGUGUAUUCCUAAUUUAACGGUGCAAAUAUUAAUGUACAUACUGUACAGGUCAGAUUUUAAAGCUGAUUAUUUUUAUAUCCCUGAAUUGCAAGACAUUUGUUACACUGCAGUGCUAGAUUUGUUGGGGAACCAGAAACAGCAUUUAUGGAUGAAAUGAUUGCUUGUACUUUAGUCAGGGUUUAUAAGCUUAGAAGGUCAAAUUUAUAUUGCCUAGUGAUGGAAGGUUCAAAUUUUUUGAUUUUUCAAUAUUAAAAAGGCUCUGUAUGCAUGGUGGGGCUAUGUAAAUACUCUUUAAAACUAUGGCCCUAUUAAUCUUACGAGUGCUAUUUAUGGGUCAAGCAAUGUAAACUGUAUAAAUGUAAAAACAAACAAAAACCCCCAUACAUAUCCCUGGAAUAUAUGGUAAAAACAAGUAGAAGCUGUUCGGGUGAAUGUUUUUUCCCCCCGCCUCGGGGAUGGUAGGGGGUGCCUUUCCCAUUUUCAACAGAGUGGUGAUUAUUUCCUGAGAAGAGACCAAAACUACAAGAUCUGCUUUAUAGGCAGAGGACUUUGUAGAUUUAGCAUUUGAAGAGAGGCUAUUCCUUUUUACCCCCCUCCCUUCCAGCUAACUUGUGGGCCCUUUUCUUUUGAAAUCUUCAGAGGAUGCUGUGCCACUGACUACUUCAAGUUUAUAUGAGGUUCUAUUUCAAGGAAAAAGGAUCUUGAAUUUGAACUAAUGAGCUGAUAGUUUGUUAUGUGCGACUGUUGCACAUACAGUUCAGUCCUGAGUCAGGUCCUAGUGGUACCCGGGACCUAUAGGAAGGUAUUUAAUAAAUGUUUGAUAAAUAACAAACUA